GCCAGUUUUUCUAGUUGUGCGUUGCUUGCUGCUAAAUGAAGGACGAAGAUGCCCUUGCAGAUUUCCUAGCUCAUAAAAAGCGUCUGGCAGAUAUAUUUUUUCCCAAUUCAAGAUCAGCUAUAAUUCAUCAUGAUACGAGUGCUUACGAUGAAUUUUGGAAAUUUUUGCUAAGAUUACAGAAAAUUGUCAGAAAGAGUUGUUCUGAAGGUCUUGAUGGGUGCCUCUUAAGUAAGAAGUCGAAGUUAAACAUACGAACUAGCAAUUAUCGUUUGGAGGACUAUGUUAGACAUAAAGAUGUUUCAAGACAUUCUCACAGAUCUCUUGCUCGUUCAGAGCUCGAUUGCUUUCAUCUUAUAUAUGACAUGUAUCUCGAUUUUCUUCUGAAGCGCAAGUUCGCUCGAAUUUUGAAACUUAGAAUAGAUCAAAGUGUUCUACCGAUCGCUAACUUUAGAACAGAGUUAUUAUCUACACUAUCUAAACAUCAAGUUGUUAUAGUCGCUGGUGAUACUGGUUGUGGAAAGUCAACACAAGUACCACAGUACCUAUAUUAUGGUGAAUCAAACUUGAAUGAUACACCUGGACCUAACUCCUAUCAAAAUAUUGCUGUUACUCAACCUCGUCGCAUCGCGUGUAUUAGUUUGGCCGCACGUGUAAGUACUGAGAUGUUGAAUGAAAGAGGCUCUAAGGUUGGAUAUCAAGUCCGUUUUGAACGAAGUCGUACUAAGGCUACACGAAUUCUUUUUCUCACAGAAGGUUUAUUGUUACGUCAAAUGCAGACGGAUCCAUUUCUGAAAGACUAUGAUGUCAUCGUUCUUGAUGAAGUACAUGAACGUCACUGGCAAACUGAUUGUUUAUUAGGACUUGUUAAAUGUCUUAUAGUUGUCCGUCCAAAACUUCGUGUAGUUCUAAUGUCAGCUACAAUAAAUGUUAACACAUUUGCUAAAUUUUUCAAUGAUUGCCCAAUUAUACAGGUUCCUGGACGUCUUUACCCCAUCGAUUUGCACUACAUUCCACUUAGUCCAGUUGAAAUUGCCAACACAACUGACAGAAUUGAUCCUGCGCCGUAUAUUCGUUUACUAAGACGAAUCGACGUAACAUAUCCUGCUACUGAACGAGGCGAUCUCUUGAUCUUUUUAUCUGGAAUGGCUGAUAUUCAAGCAAUAAUGGAACCAGCUAAAGCAUAUGCUGAAGAAACAAAACGAUGGAUUAUUUUACCACUACACAGUGCAUUAUCUGCGUCAGAUCAAGAGAAAGUCUUUCAUGUUGCUCCAGACUGUGUACGUAAAUGUAUUUUAUCAACAAAUAUCGCUGAAACCUCUCUAACUAUAGAUGGAAUAAGAUUUGUAGCUGAUUCCGGCAAAGUCAAAGAAUUGAGUUGGGAUUCUAAAGCGCGAAUGCGUUGUUUAAAAGAAUUUUCAAUAUCUAAAGCAAGCGCUAAUCAACGUAAAGGCCGUGCUGGUCGUACAGGUCCUGGUGUUUGUUAUCGUUUCUAUACUCAAGAGGAUUAUGAUAAUUUUGAGGCAUUUAGUACCCCGGAAAUUCGUCGUGUUCCUCUAGAAACACUUGUUCUACAGAUGUUGGUCAUGGGUUUACCAGAUAUCAAAAAAUUCCCUUUCAUUGACCCACCUGAAAUGAAAUGCAUUGAUGAAGCACUUGACAUAUUAAAGUCACAUGGUGCAAUUAUUCCACAGAAUAAUGUGUUAACAGUUACACCACUCGGUCAAUUAUUAUCUGAUAUACCAGUUGAAUUUUCAAUAGGUCGUAUGUUAAUUAUGGCAUCAUUAUUAAGAUUAACUAAUCCUGUAUUAAGUUUAGCUGCUGGUAUGGCUAUUCAGUGUCCAUUAUUACCGUAUACAGCUUUCAGUGGAGCAGAACAAACGCGUCGAAUAGAUGCACUAGCUGAAUAUGAAAGUGAUCAUGGAGAUGCGUUUACAUUGGUCAAUGUUUUUGAUGAAUGGAUUAAGAUGAAAUCAGAGGCGACUGGUCUUAUUAAACAAGAUCAUGAAUUAGACGAAUUUGAUAAUGAUAAUAAUGAUAAUGACAAAGGAUGUACAAACAUUAAACGAUGGUGUCGUCGUAUUGGAGCACAACAGCAACGUCUUCAUGAAAUGGUCCGAUUACGUAGCCAAUUCGCACAGUUGCUAAAAGACAGCGGUCUUCUUGAUAGUAAAUCCACGGAAUCUGAUAAAAAUCCAUCUAGAACACAACACUUUAAAAAUUUAAAUUAUGCAAGACGUAGUGAACGAAUGAAAUCUAAACGACGUCGACUUCUCACUUUACAAGAUAAUUUGAGUGAGAACUCAGAAUCUGAAAAAGAAGAUCAUGUGGAAAGUGAUUCAUCUAAGUUGCGUAAAUGGUUAUGUGCAUCGAGUCGUUCAUCAAUCAAUUCAUCAAAUGUACCUGUACAAGAUUUAGAACUAGUAUUAUGUUACAAUCUGUCAUCUUUAGCACAAUCAGCCAAUAUUCAACAAAACAUGACACAAGCUGAUCUUCAACUGUUAAAAGUUGUAUUAGCUGGUGGUAUGUAUCCUCAGUUGGCUAUUGGUGAUUCAGCCAACGCUUAUCGUGUUGCUAAUCGUGGUGGUACGGCUGGAGCUGGUGCUGAAAUGGUCUUUCAUACUAAAAAUAAAGGUUUUGUUACACUUCAUCCAAAUGAUGUAUUUGUUAGAAAACCAGAUGUGUUAUUUCCUGAGCGUAAUUUAAAAAAACGGAAUAAUAAUCAUCCAAACGUGUCAAAGGUACAAAAGUCACAAACAUCAUUAUCAAAUAAAAAUCCAAAACAAUCAAGAGAUGAUGAUUUUGAUGAUGAACAAACAGAAGAAGAAAAUAUUCCUGAAGUUUUACCAUCUGGUUUUGCAUACGAUCAUCAAUUACUUAUGUAUCUGGAUUUGAUGGAAACAACUAAACCUUUUCUGGUAAAUACAAUACGAGUUCCAGCAUUACCGACUUUGUUAUUAUAUUGUCGGGAAGUGGAUACAAAUUCUGACAUUUCAAGGAUUGUUUUCGAUUCAUGGUUAGAAGUACGAUUAUUGGAUGUUGAAGCUGCACAACGUGCUGUAGCUACUACUAUUUGGUUACGUUCAACAACGCAAUGUCUUAUGGAAUAUGAACUUGCAGGUACAAAGGGGCACCGAAUACAUAUGCGCCACACAAACCAAACGACUUGUGUGAGGGCUGGGAUACUCCAUGGACACCAAAACCGAAGCAGGUGGUUUCCUUAGGGAGCCACAUCCGGAGUCCUUGACUUAAAGGCCUAAUCCACAAGGUAGUGGAGCAACGUCAGGAGAUGCAGUCCCAUAGUAGCCAGUGAGUAACAAUAGUUUCAUACACUAUUUGUUCCUUCAGGAUCCUGGAGCCGAUGUGCACUAUUGAUUUGGAAUCAGGAUUUUCCAACUCCCCUAGGUGGGUCCUCCAUAUCCACCAACCCGGUUAAAGCUCCGUACAUUCGCCUUUCGUCCUCUCAAUUUCGUAAACAACACCCUCGCUAUGAGAAGGCAGUGAGUAGAACUUCUCUGAUAGUGGUUAUUUACUCGUGACUAUGUGAGAGCAUUUCGAGAGUGAGAACGGACUAUUCUCACCCUCGGAAAUAUCAGAGCAUUCGGGGGCUCUAUAUUGUACAGUAAUUUCUUUUAGCUUAAACAUUCAUGUACUUAUAUGGAUGCAUCAUCGGUCAACAACAUCCUAAAUAGAAAAUCAUGAUUUAUACACAAUAAAUCCAUGAGUAGCAGAGGAUUGAAAAAGAGGCUGAAUAAUGAACUAGUAAUAGUCAAGGAACAGUAGAGUGUAUAGACAUAGUUAAGGAGUCUAAUGAAUGCUAAUAGCUCAAAGAAUUUAGAAAUACAAUGAUCCAUAUACCUAAUGAUUACACAAAAAAGAUAUAAAAAGUGGUAAUCUGUAAAAUAGAAUUCCAAAAGUUACGAUUUCUUAAAUACUCCUCUCAUAACAACAGUUUUAAUGAAAUCACUAUUCUUUUUGUAUAUUAAGUGGCAUGAGAAGAUAAUGGUGUAGUCAACUAGGUCGUCCAGUGUUUAUAUUUAUUGAUGACAUCGACUAGCAGUUGCACUAUAUCGAAAAUGUGCUGGAGCUGAAAAAUAAAGAUCAGUAGAUUUAUGGGGAUGGUCCUCCUCCUCAGUGUGGAAAUUGAACAUACAGAUUUCUAUCGUGUAUGGAGUUUUAACGAGGUCUCAAAAUAAAAUAACAGAGCUUAUUAACGAUUUUUCUCCGGUUCCUCUUGGUUCUUCAGGUGGUAAUAUUCGGUGAAUAAAAUUGUCUACAAGUUUAAAUGUCUCUGAUGGUUCUGAGAUUCAUCGAUCUUCUCUCACAUACUGACAACUGUCCAAAAACCAGUCAAGCCUCCUAUUGGGCUUUAGUUAACGACAACUUGUUGCUUCAAUCUUUCACUCAAUAAUGGGUGAUAACUCAAGACACUGAUGAAGCAGUUUUAUUUUAUUGAACAUAUAUUUUCAAAAAUGUCAAGAAAAUCACGGGCAAAAGAAACUUCUAAUUUUUACUUCGUGAUGACUAGUCCAGAGCUACUGUAUUUACAAUGUCCUCCUAUUAUCCAAUAAAUAUUAUUUGUUAUUAAAAUUAAUGGUGCAUCCGAUUCACACAUCUUAUUUCCAGAUAUCAUGCAACAAUUAAAGGCAACUUUGCAAUUUUUGUACAUAAGACAACUAUCGGUGCAAAAUAGCUAGUCCAUGUCGUUUCAAUACAGAAACUAAGAAACUUAGAACUUUGGUGACAAAAUAACAAUUUAUUUUUCCAUAGAUUAGACCACGCAUGGAUUUGAACUAGACAACUAUUAGUAACCAGGAUGUACUGGACAGGUGUUUCGCCCCAUCACGAGACUAUUCAACAAUGUAUGCAUGCACGAUCCAACCGGGUGUCGAACCCAGAACUUUCGGUCUCGCGCGCGAAUGUUUAGCCUC
Schistosoma rodhaini is the source of this 4928-nucleotide messenger RNA. NCBI's taxonomy places the organism in Eukaryota, Metazoa, Platyhelminthes, Trematoda, Strigeidida, Schistosomatidae. The record is from the annotation of a GenBank genome assembly.